Molecule: messenger RNA, 1983 nt
Organism: Mercurialis annua (annual mercury)
Lineage: Eukaryota; Viridiplantae; Streptophyta; Magnoliopsida; Malpighiales; Euphorbiaceae
Product: BTB/POZ and MATH domain-containing protein 2-like
Exons: 4
Coding region: 478-1686 (402 amino acids)
Biological process (GO): protein ubiquitination
Molecular function (GO): protein binding
Source: RefSeq, a predicted model, not a curated record
CCGCACUUUCCUUUAGGCCAACACAAGUAGGGACAUAUAGGACGCUCAUUUAUUGCAGUUUGGAGUCUCUCCCAACUUUGCUUUUCAAUUUCUUAUCUUAUACACCUCAAAAAUAGGACAAACAAACAGAUACAAUUACAAAGAUAGCUGCUUUAUUAUAAUCUCACUAUUUUCUCUGUUCUUUCCCAUUUCUCAAUCAAAUUAUCAAAUCCACCAAAUUUCCCCUCUCCUUGCUCCCCCGAUCCAACACCCAGAUCUAAUUUAUCUCCCUUCACCUUUUCCCAUCUUCAAUUUUACAUCUGCAACCUCCCAAACCAGCUCAUAUCUUUGAUCAAUUCUGAAACCCUAAUUCUCUGGUAAACCCAGAAUUUCAAAAACGAGUCCUACCCAAUUCAAAUCAAAUCAUACCCAUUUCAAUUCACGCAUCAGUAAGUUUGAAUACAUAGAAAUUCAGAAUACCUAUUUCCCAUUUAGUUGAUGGGCACAGUUAGGCAUAAUAGUGCCUUAGAAAUCUCAAAACCCACAUCAACAACCUCGACCUCCACUUCGCGUACGGAGACGAUUAAUGGAUCCCAUGAGUUUAGGAUUGGUGGGUACUCUUUAUCUAAGGGUAUGGGAGUUGGCAAGUACAUAGCUUCUGAUACAUUUUUUGUUGGUGGCUAUGCCUGGGCAAUCUAUUUUUACCCUGAUGGUAAAAGCCCUGAGGAUAACGCUGCUUAUGUAUCGUUAUUUAUUGCUCUCGCGAGUGAGGGUACUGAUGUUAAGGCGUUGUUUGAGCUCUCGUUGAUUGAUCAAAGCGGUAAAGAGAAUCAUAAGGUUCAUACCCAUUUCGGUAGAGCUCUUGAGAGUGGGCCUUACACGCUUAGAUAUCGGGGGAGUAUGUGGGGUUAUAAACGAUUUUUUAAAAGAACUCAACUGGAGACAUCUGACUACCUCAAAGAUGAUUCCCUGUUAAUUCGUUGCUGUGUUGGUGUUGUUAAGUCUCGGACAGAGGGUCCUAAGACAUAUAACAUUGCAUUACCGCCAUCUGAUAUUGGUCAACAUUUUGGAAAGCUUUUAGAGAGUGGAAAGGGAAGUGAUGUACAUAUUGAAGUUGAUGGUGAAAUUUUUGCUGCUCACAAACUUGUUCUUGCAACGCGCUCACCUGUGUUUAGAGCACAACUUUUUGGUCCCAUGAAAGAUCAGAACACUCGGUGCAUAAAAGUUGAGGACAUGGAAGCGCCGAUUUUUAAGGCAUUCCUUCAUUUCAUUUACUGGGAUGCCCUAUCAGACAUGGAAGAGCUUGUUGGCAUGAAUUCUAAGUGUUCGUCUACAAUGAUGGCACAGCAUCUGCUUGCAGCAGCAGAUCGCUACGCUCUGGAGAGGCUUAGAAUGCUGUGCGAGGCUAAACUCUGUGAAGAUAUUGCCAUUAACACCGUUGCAACAACACUUGCCUUGGCAGAGCAGCAUCAGUGUCUCCAACUGAAAGCUGUCUGUCUUAAAUUUAUUGCACUGCCUGAAAAUUUGAAAGCUGUGAUGCAAACAGAUGGAUUUGAAUACCUAAAGGAAAGUUGCCCUCCUGUAAUCACAGAGCUUCUGCAAUAUGUGGCAAGAAUGAGUGAGCAUUCUGUGAUGGCUUCUGGACAUGGGAAUGAAAUCUUAGACGGUGAUUUGAAUGGAAGAAGAGUAAAGCAACGGAUUCAUUGACAUAGAACCGACAAAUAGCUCGGUUUUUGGACAAAAAACAGAGCACUGUUAGCCUUAGACAUUUUUGAGGUUGUACUAACAUUUCAUUAUUCAUGGUAGAUAUUUAAUGGCAGUCUUUGUGUCCUCUUGUUUUCAUUAACUGGAACCAGAAGCAGGUACUCUCAAGUAAUACCCUUUUUAUCUGUUCGGCAGCAGUCGAUGUGAAUAUCCAGGUGUAAUUUCUACUCGUAUGUUACCAUGAAAGCAGCUUGUUGUGUAUGCAAAAUUUCCCAAUAUUAUAAUUCAUCGUUAUUGCCA